CAAAUUGCGUUUUUUCUUUCAAAUUUGAAUUGAAAAUGUUGUUGAUGAAAUUGGCAUUUAUUAUCAACAUUAUACUCAGGAUUGCCAUUGAAACAACCGAAACACAAAAAGAUGAAAUCUGUGAAAAUCUGAAGAAAAAGGGUACCAAAUUCAAUAUAUUGGCAGUUGGAAGAACAUCCAAACAACUAAUAUUACUAACGGCCGAUUUCUUUGUAUAUGAUGUACCGAUUGAUUCAAUCGAUACUAGCAUCGAUAAAUUAUAUCUGCGCACCAAACCAAAACCAUUGAAGGAUAAAUAUCCCGGUUUUUACAACAGUCCCUACUUUCAAAAUGUCAAGCAUUAUAUAUUCAAUGCAUGGAUCAUGAAAGACGAGGAAGGCGACUGGAUUUGUAUUACCACUAGAGCCAGAAAUCAUAUGGAUGGCGUUAGUUAUCUUAUCAACAACGAUGAAGCAGUGCAGGGAUGGAUUUAUUAUGACCAAGCAACAGAAGUAUUAAUCUCGCAAAACCAACAGUGCAGAUAUUAUUCAUUACGACAUUAUGGCGGCAAUAAUCUUAUAAUUGGUCUUUAUCAAUGUGAUCAAGGAAGAAGCCGUGUACGUUAUCGUCCACAUAUUGGACUGGUUUAUAGAAAUUUUUCGGUCAUAUGUUAUGAUGAAACGAAAACCAAAAUUACGAUAGAAAUGAUGAAACCGCAUGAACCGGCCCAAUGUCGUUCGGGAAUGGCAGUACAGUGGCCAGUGUUGAAAGGUUUUGUGAGUGAAGGAAAAUUUUAUUUAUUCGGAGAAGCAUAUAUCUAUAUAUUCGAUGAAAGUGUUUAUCUUCGACAAGGACAACAAGUUGCAGUGAGGAAACAUAGUUAUGAUUCAUUUUUCAGUUGUGCCGGUUUUGUUCCAGCCAGUCAAGAACUUUCCAAAUCCUAUUUUUAUUGGAUUAUUGCUGCAAUCAUAUUGUUAUUGUUGAUAUUGUCGAUGCUAUUAUGGUUUAUAUUGAUCAAUCGUCGUCGCCAACGAAUCAAAUCAUCAUUGAUACAUGGCAAAACUGGACGUUCCGCAAUCAAUAGUCCAAUGAAUUUAUCGAAAAUGACGGCAAAAAUUGCCAGUACAAAAAGUCGUAAAAGUAUGGCACAGGCUCAGAAAAUGAAUAGCAGCCGAAAUGUUAUGGCUAGCAGUCGCGCAAAUAAUGUUGGCCAUAAUCCAUUAUCCGGUGGAUCAGCUCGUUUAACUGCACGUACUGGACUUGCUGGUAAGAUCAGUAGAAAAUAGUAACACUAAUACCAAUCGAUAUAGCCACAAAUGGUUAAUGGACAACAUAAAAAUCAUCUAUUAUAUA
Molecule: messenger RNA, 1332 nt
Organism: Dermatophagoides pteronyssinus (European house dust mite)
Lineage: Eukaryota; Metazoa; Arthropoda; Arachnida; Sarcoptiformes; Pyroglyphidae
Source: RefSeq, a predicted model, not a curated record